CAUAAGAGCGCCCAGGCACACGCUCCAAUUAGUGUUUAUCAACCCCUUUCUGAAUGACACACACAGUGAUUCUGGGCCAGUCUCCGUCCCUUGGAGGACGUCACCUAGCCAUGAGAGAGAGCAGAAAAAAAGACAGAGGAGUAUUUAUAGAAGAAAAUGGGGGCCCUUUUUGGAGAGCGGUUUUAUUAAGGAGCGGAGUAGAGCGAGGGCGUCCCAGUUUUAUCAUUAACACUGUGCAAACGGGCUGCAAGACUGCAAGGGCACACUCUGGGAGGAGAUUCUGGAGUAACUCUGUGACAAGUCUUCAUGUACUGUCACCCUUUUCUUGUGUUGCGGUGGCAGUGUGGAUGACUCUGUAGAGGACUCUGUGGAUGACUCUGUGGAGGACUCUAAAGAUGGAGUAUUUUGAAUUGACAACCCCUCUUGUUUGAAUGGGGGCUGUUGGUGUGGUCCAAGGGGCUUUUUUACUGUACAGCCGGGUUGGAUACUAGCUCACAGAUAGGCCACCUGCAGUUUGAUACAAGAUGAAGAAAUUUCUACAGAACAAGAAAGGCAGAUACUCUUUCAGGAACCAAAACAAGCCUGCUGUUCCUCGCUAUCCAUCUAAAGAUGACUUCAUUGCGAUGCCGACAUCCAAUCAGGGCUGGCCAGAGGAGUUUGGCUUCCAGCUGGGAGGAAGUGGUCCUAGCUACAUCCUGUCUGUGGAGGAGGGGAGCAGUGCCUACCUGGCAGGGCUGCAGCCAGGUGACCAGGUGCUGGAGAUCGAGGGCCAGAAUGUGUCCACUCUGGGAGUCCAGGCUGUCAUCUCCAUCGCUCAGGCGCAGAGGAACAUCCCUCCCAGCAUCGGAGUGGUGUCUCGCAUCCAGCAGAUGGACAUCACCCCGGGUCCUGAUGGUCGUUUUGGCUUCACCAUCGUAGGAGACUGCCCCCUCCUGGUGGAGGACUGUUCCCCCUGCUCUCCGGCGGGACGGGGUGGCCUGCGGGCCGGUGACUACGUCAUGGAGGUCAACGGGAUCCCGGUGAGGCAGCACGAGAUGGCGGCAGCGCUGAUCAAGGCGUCCCUGGGGCGUACGCUGAGGCUGGGGGUGCUGUGUCUGGGGCCCAGACAGAAAGUACGCAGCAGUGGGAGUAUGGAUGGGCUACAGUCUGGGGGAGACGGGAUGAGGAAGGACCGCAAACACAAGGCCCUGGAGUUCAACAGGAAGAUUGACCAGAUUUUGGGGGAGGAGCCUGAGGUGAAGGAGAGGCUGUUUGCGGUGCUGAAGCAGUAUGCUGCGGAGAAGAAGGUUGAUUGGCUGGCCUCUGUCCUCCCAGACAUCCUCACCACUGACGAGCAGCAGACGCUCAUCGGCAACAUCAGGAUCUUCAUCCCCAAGAAGCACCGACAGCGGUUCGACGAGGCCGUGUCCCAGAGCCUGAUCCAGAAGAUCUGUCGCAGUAAGAGCAUCAGCGAGCCGGGCCGGCAGGGCCGUCUGAGACGUAGCCGCAGCGAGGACCACCCUGACCGCCACCACGGCUCCAAACGGGCCAGGUCAGUACCUCGGGAUCCUGGGGAGGACGGAGGAGGACAGGAGAGAGGAGAGAGGGGGUACAGGAAGUCCACGUCGGGCAAACCUGGACAUCAAUCAGAAGCCAAUCAGAGCCUCCGUGCUCCCCCCAGGACAGUGAGGGUUUACAGAGGGAAGAAGAGUUUUGGGUUCACCCUGAGAGGCCAUGCCCCUGUCUGCAUCGACUCUGUCAUCCCAGACAGCCCCGCUGAAGACUGUGGUCUCAAACCAGGCGACCGCAUCCUUUUCCUCAAUGGGCUGGACAUGAGAAACUGUUCCCAUGAGAAGGUGGUGUCCAUGCUGCAGGGCAGUGGGGCCAUGCCCACCCUGGUGGUGGAAGACGGACCCUCUGGUUACUCCCACUCUGACCAGAGUGACCAGGAAGACUCUCCCACAGGCCUUGCCCCUGCCGUGGCCCCCAGGUCCCGCUCCCGCUCCCCGGUCCCCCUCAGCUCCCUGCAGUGGGUGGCUGAGAUCCUACCCCCCAGCAUCAGGGUCCAUGGUCGCACCUUUAGCCAGCAGCUGGAUCAUCUCCUGACGGUGCAGGAGAGAUACACCAUCUGCAAGGCCCUGGAGACCUUCUUCCAACAGAGGAACGUGGACACCCUGAUUGUUGAUGUGUUCCCGGUGUUGGACACUCCAGCCAAGCAGGUGAUCUGGCAGUUCAUCUACCAGCUGUUGACCUACGAGGAGCAGGAACACUGUCAGAGCAAGAUUUCACGCUUCCUUGGCUUUAAGACUGCAGCAGCAACAGAGCCAGAGUCAGAGCCAGGUGCAGGACAGGAGCACCACAGGAGGAGCAGCUCAGUGCGUGUGUCAGGCACCUCCUACAGAGGCACCGUACGGGAGAGGAGCUCUGAUGACUGCAUCAUCAGAACACACCUGGGAAUGGGGAUUCAUGUGGCUGCACCAGGGAAUGGGAGUGGGACACCCGGAGAGAGACAGUGUGGAGAUGGCACCUCCUUCCCAGAGUCCCCUGACCUGAAUCACAUUUCAGGAGUGUACACGGAACUGGAGAGUGUGUACACAGGGAAGAGUGCCGUGAAGGCCAUGCAGCAGAAUCACAAUCGCUGCUCUCCACUGACCCAGCCUGACCGAGAUGAGCUGGGACAGACUGACGCCUAUGGCCAGUCUCCAGCUCGCUCCUCUCUCAGUCAAGGUAGCACAGGGAACCGUAAAUCAGGUCUGUCUCUGACAUGGAAGGAACCUCUGCCCGACCCUCUGUAUGAGUUCUACCACGGGGGAACCAUCGCCUCUCCGGGCAGCGCUGACUCCAACCCCUACGUGAGCCUGGAGAGCCGCCUCCCUCCCCCCCAGAACUCUGACGACCCCACCAGCCCCCUGUCCAGACGCAGGAAGCUUUUCACCUUCUCCAGACCCCCCCGGAGCAGGGACACUGACAAGUUCCUGGACGCUCUGAGUGAACAGCUGGGACACCGUGUCACUCUGGUGGAAGACUUCCUCCCUGGAGAGAAUGACUAUGAGGAGAUGAGUUUCCAGGAUGAGCAGGAGGUGAGCUACCUCCCCCGCCAGCUGAGCAGUGCCAGCAGUGAGGACAUCAGCAGCAACGAUGAUGCCACCUCCCUCACCUACUCCUCUGGGUCAGAACACAUCCCCAUCCCCCCACCCCCGCAGAGUGCCCCACCACCCCCGCCCUUGCCCACCCCCUUACCCCCACCACCCUUCGGCUUCUCUGACCCCCUCCCCAUUACCGCUCCCCAGAGUCACCCUCCCCAGCCCCCUCACUCACAGACCUAUGAGACCCCCAUCUCAGUGUCAGAACUCCAGAAACACAAGGUCCCCCCACCACCCCCUCCACCACUGCCGCCCCCCUGCGACCCGCCUCCGCUGCCCAGUUCCAGUCCCUGUGCUGGGGACACCAACCACAUGAGUGUGAAGAGACUGCGCUGGGAGCAGGUGGAGAACUCUGAGGGAACCAUCUGGGGACAGCUUGGAGAGGACCCCGACUAUGACAAACUGAGUGACAUGGUGAAGUAUCUGGAUCUAGAGUUGCACUUUGGUACCCAACGGAGUUCCAAGCCAGCCUUCCUGCCCGAGAGCUUUAAAAAGAAAGACGUGGUGGAGAUUCUGUCUCAUAAGAAAGCCUACAACGCCUCCAUCCUGAUCGCCCACCUGAAGCUGUCUCCAGGUGAGCUGCGCCAGGUGCUGAUGACUAUGAGCACAGACAGACUGGAGCCGGCCCACAUCAAGCAGCUUCUGCUCUACGCCCCCGAUGACCAGGAAGUCAAACAGUACCAAUGCUUCGACCAGGACUCCGCCAAACUCAGCGACCCUGACCAGUUUGUCCUGCAGAUGCUGAUGGUCCCUGAGUAUAAGACUCGUCUGCGGAGCCUCCAUUUUAAGACGACCCUGCAGGAGAAGACAGAGGAGAUGAAGGCUGGAUAUGAAUGGAUCUACAGGGCCUCGGUAGAACUCAGGAGCAGCAAGAAACUGGCCAAGAUCCUCGAGUUUGUGCUGGCAAUGGGGAAUUACCUGAACAAUGGUCAACCCAAGACAAACAAAACCACUGGCUUUAAGAUCAACUUUCUCACUGAGCUCAGCACCACUAAAACGGUGGAUGGUAAAUCCACCUUCCUCCACAUUCUUGCCAAAUCGCUAUGCCAACACUUCCCAGAACUGUUGAACUUUGCCAGGGACCUCACAACCGUGCCCCUCGCAGCCAAAGUGAAUCAGCGUAUCCUGACAGCUGAGCUGGCUGACCUCCACUCCACCAUCCAGGACAUCAGGACAGCCUGUCAGAAGAUCCCUGCCACGGCCGAGGAUCACUUCGCUGCCGUCAUGAGUGGCUUCCUGGAGAACAGUCACCCAGCGGUUCAGUCUCUGGACUCUCUGCAGCUGAGAGCCAUGGACGAGUUCACUAAGGUGGCCUCGUACUUCGGAGAGGACAGCAAGGCCACCUCCACUGAGGCCUUUUUCGCCAUUUUUGCUGAGUUUACUUCCAAGUUUGAGAGAGCACUGAAUGAGACCCAGACUACUGAGAACCCCUGCAGCCCAAGAGUGCCCUCUCCCCUGGCCUGGUAGAAUAAGACCCAGGCCACUGAGAACCCCUGCAGCCCCAGAGUGCCCUCUCCCCUGGCCUGGUAGAAUAAGACCCAGGCCACUGAGAACCCCUGCAGCCCCAGAGUGCCCUCUCCCCUGGCCUGGUAGAAUAAGACCCAGGUCACUGAGAACCCCUGCAGCCCCAGAGUGCCCUCUCCCCUGGCCUGGUAGAAUAAGAUCCAGGUCACUGAGAACCCCUGCAGCCCCAGAGUGCCCUCUCCCCUGGCCUGGUAGAAUAAGACCCAGGCCACUGAGAACCCCUCAGCCCCAGAGUGCCCUCUACCCUGGCCUGGUAGAAUAAGACCCAGGCCACUGAGAACCCCUGCAGCCCCAGAGUGCCCUCUCCCCUGGCCUGGUAGAAUAAGACCCAGGCCACUGAGAACCCCUGCAGCCCCAGAGUGCCCUCUACCCUGGCCUGGUAGAAUAAGACCCAGGCCACUGAGAACCCCUCAGCCCCAGAGUGCCCUCUACCCUGGCCUGGUAGAAUAAGACCCAGGCCACUGAGAACCCCUGCAGCCCCAGAGUGCCCUCUCCCCUGGCCUGGUAGAAUGAGACCCAGGCCACUGAGAACCCCUCAGCCCCAGAGUGCCCUCUCCCCUGGCCUGGUAGAAUAAGACCCAGGCCACUGAGAACCCCUGCAGCCCCAGAGUGCCCUCUCCCCUGGCCUGGUAGAAUAAGACCCAGGCCACUGAGAACCCCUCAGCCCCAGAGUGCCCUCUCCCCUGGCCUGGUAGAAUAAGACCCAGGCCACUGAGAACCCCUGCAGCCCCAGAGUGCCCUCUACCCUGGCCUGGUAGAAUAAGACCCAGGCCACUGAGAACCCCUGCAGCCCCAGAGUGCCCUCUACCCUGGCCUGGUAGAAUAAGACCCAGGCUACUGAGAACCCCUGCAGCCCCAGAGUGCCCUCUCCCCUGGCCUGGUAGAAUAAGACCCAGGCCACUGAGAACCCCUGCAGCCCCAGAGUGCCCUCUCCCCUGGCCUGGUAGAAUGAGACCCAGGCCACUGAGAACCCCUGCAGCCCCAGAGUGCCCUCUCCCCUGGCCUGGUAGAGACUGGAUAGCUCCUCUGCUCUCCUCAACCAAAGUGCCAAGACAACACAAACAAACAGUCACAGCUACUGGGACACAAACAACAUGAUCUUCAACACUGCGGAAUGCCGUAGGGCCAGGAGUUCUUCCUGACCAUGUGAUCUGACCAAAAGAACUCUCAGCCAAAGGGUCCAGAGUUUUUCCUGGGAAGGUCAAGUAGCUCUAUAUGUUCAGAUAACAAGAGUAUAUAUUUUAUAUUGGAUUGUAUUAAAUACAAAAUUAUAAUGAAAUUGUAAAGAUAAAGCAUAGAUGUACAGGUAACUGACAAAAUAAAGGAAACACCAACAUAAAGUGUUUUAAUAGGGCGUUGGGCCACCACGAGCCAGAACAGCUUCAAUUCACCUUGGCAUAAAUUCUACAGGUUGUUAUAACUAUAUUUGAUGGAUGCUACACCAUUCUUCCAUGAGACAUUCCAUCUUUUGGUGUUUUGUUGACGGUGGUGGAAAACGCUGUCUCUGGUGCUGCUCCAGAAUCUCCCAUAAGUAUUCAGUUGGGUUGAGAUCUGGUGACUGAGAGUGACACACACGCACACUUUAGCCAUGGUAGCCAUAAUAAUGGGCAACUGGGCAUUUCUAUACAUGACCCGAAGCAUGAUGGGAUGUUAAUUGCUUAAUUAACUCAGGAACCACACCUGCUUUCAGUAUACUUUGUAUCCCUCAUUUACUCAAGUGUUUCCUUUAUUUUGGCAUUUAUUUUCUAAAAUGACCAUGACAUUUUAGAUGGCUGAUAGUCAGACGUAUAUGAAUUUUAUCUAGAGCUGAGCGCUAUUUUUACAGAUGGACUUGAUCUGCAAAGUGUCCUACAACAGAAACACAUAAUCACUGCCUCGUAGAUUGUGAUGAUAGAAUGCAGUAUAAACCUACCUAAAAGCAUUACAUUGGCAUGACAAACAUACUGUGAAUUAUUAUUACAACAUUUAGAAGCUUUCUGGUGCCAAUGUAAUUGCAGUCAUCCUAACAUUUGGCAUUUCAAAACUUGCUCUGGGCAGGGGAAACAAAAAUAAUACCACUAUCCUAAGUGUUUUAAAAGUGUUUUACAGUAUGAAGAGCAUACAUGAAAUACGAGCGUUAACCCAGUGGGGCUAAUAUAUGAAUAGCUGCUAACUGAAAGUCAUCCAUCCAUUUUAGCAUUGAGUGGUCCAGGCGGCUCUUGCGGUCACUGUGGUUGUUACUGAUGAACCGUCCAUUCCACUGCCAUAACUUUCACCUGUAUCAACAGUCUUGUUUUAGAACAAAUAUUCACUGUUUUCUAGUGUGCAUUUAAAGCUGUUUUGAAUGUAUUUCUUGUGUUUCUACUUUCCCUCCAUAAUUCAUUUUCACAUAUACAUUUAAGUCAGAGCUGCCAUCAUGAAAAUACAAACAUAUUUAUUUACAGACCUGUUGUACCAGGCUUGUAAUUUGUCGGCAUGUUAAAAAAGACAGUGCUACAUGUUUAAAUCUUGUCACAAGUGCAGUACAGUUUUAUGACAAGCAUUUGCAUGUUGCUAUCUAUAGGUGUUGUUUUUGUGUUAAAAUUAUUGUACAUCUGGAUUUGUUUACUUUUAUUGUAUUCUCACAAGUUUGGUCUAAAAUGUAGACCUAUUAUAACUCUAGAUCAAUUUGAGUUUGUUAAUGUAUUUAAAUGUUCAUUUUGUAUAGCCUGAGUGUGUUUUUUCUAUGUUUUCAUUGAUAUUAAUGGAGUACUUUGUAUAGUUCAAAAAGUAUUGACUUUUUAUGUUGGCCAUGUGGUUGCUUCUGGAUCAGUUGUACUUGUUUUGGAUCUGUAAAAAAUACAUAAAUGCUUGACAAAUAAA
Messenger RNA from Salmo salar (Atlantic salmon), 7487 nucleotides. The record is from RefSeq and is a predicted model, not a curated record. Lineage: Eukaryota; Metazoa; Chordata; Actinopteri; Salmoniformes; Salmonidae.